CGAAUGGGUCGUGGGGUCCCCAUUUUCGUUCUUUCACUCCCCGGGAGUAGAUGACAGCCUAAUCAACAGCCUGGAAAAGGUUGUAGCCGCUUGCUGUGGAAAAGCUUCGGGGCUUUAAUGGCUGCUCUCUUCUCUUUUCGCGGCGGCAUGGCGUUCCUGUCAUGUAAUGUGGAGUGAAGCGCUUCUGGGUUUGGCCUCUCUCUCGCUCUGACUCGGACCCUCCUUCUUCUUCCACGCCGGCCGAACUCGGACUCGACUCGACUCACAGAGCAUUCUUGCUCCUGCCAAAAGCUGCUUGGUCACUUUUGAGCAACUGGGUAAGUGAGGAUUCGGAUUUUUCAAGAUUUUGGACCUCUCAAGAGCUUGAUCGUUCUGCUUUGUGAGUUGGGGGGUUUCCAGAUCUUGUUGAACUGGAACUCAACCUCUUUAGUGAUCGCUGAUUUGUGAUUUGAGCGAGGGAGGAGUUGGGACGGUCAUUGUUUUCCUGAAAGUUGGGGGAUUCGGGUUACUAUUAAUAGACACGGUGAAGAUGAAGCUAGAGAAGUCGGUCACCCUGCUUCUUGUAGCUGUUCUGUUCGAGAUUUCAUGUCUGAGAUGUCAAGCGGCAUUUGUGCCCGCCGAUAAUUACUUGAUAUCUUGCGGUUCUCCGCAAAACAUAACAGUCCAGGGUCGAACUUUUGUCCCCGAUUCUGUGCUGUCUUCCCUUGUGUUAAGAACGGGGAAUGCCAUUGUUGCUAGCUCCAACACUAGCAUUCUGUCUCCCAUCUACCAGUAUGCUCGUGUUUUCUCCGGCAUAGCCUCUUACAAAUUCAAUAUUGAGCAACAGGGCCGCCAUUGGGUCCGCCUCUACUUUUACCCUCUUCCGACUUCCGGCCAUGACUUGACAGCUUCCCCUAUAACCGUAGUCACCGAUGAUUUUGUACUCCUCAACAACUUCACUUUCAAGAACUAUAAUGGUUCCUACAUGUGGAAAGAGUACGCAAUCAACGUGACUUCAGAUAUGUUGAGUCUCACUUUCAUCCCUUCAAACAACUCGGUCUCUUUUGUAAAUGCGAUUGAAGUCGUCUCAAUCCCAGAUAAAGUGCUGCCUGAUGAAGCUCUUGCUGUAAAUCCAUCUGCCCCUUUCAGCGGCCUCUCUGAACUUGCCCUUGAAACAGUGUACCGUUUGAAUAUGGGGGGUCCACUGCUCACUGCUCAAAAUGAUACCCUUGGAAGAACUUGGGAGAAUGAUGUGAAAUAUCUCCAUGUCAACAGCUCUGCCGCAAAUGUGUCUAUCAACCCUUCGUCAAUUAAGUAUCCUGUCACAGUCACGAAAGACAUAGCGCCUAAUUUGGUAUACGCGACGGCUGAAACCAUGGGAGAUGCCAAUGUUGCUAAUGUGAACUUCAACAUAACUUGGGUCUUCCGUGUUGAUCCUGACUACAAGUAUUUCGUGCGGGUGCAUUUCUGUGAUAUAGUCAGCAAGGCCCUAAAUUAUCUCGUGUUCAACCUCUACAUAAACUCCGACAUCGCUCGGGGAAGCCUUGAUCUUUCGACCUUAACUGGUGACUUGGCCGUGCCAUACUACAUGGAUUUUAUCGCUAACUCUUCCGACGGAUCGAGUACUUUUACUGUUAGCGUAGGUCCAGACACUUCGUCCGAUGUCACUGAUGCCAUAAUGAAUGGGCUGGAGAUCAUGAAAAUCAGCAAUGAAGCAAAAAGCUUAGAUGGGUUCUCUUCUGUCCGGAGCCUUCUUCCUGAGUCGUCUUCAAAGAAGAACAGGAUAGCAAUUAUCGUUGGCUGUAUUGUUGGAGCUCUGGUUGUCAUGGCAUUUGGUGUUUUCUGUUACUGUUGCUUGGCAGCUCGGAGGUCAAAAACAGCUCACCAGCCACAUCCAUUGUUACCACUGCCUUUAUAUGGAAAUUCCCAGACCAUGACCAAGAUGUCUACAACCUCUCAAAAAAGUGGAACUGCUAGCUGCAUAUCUUUGGCUUCCUCCAACCUAGGAAGGUUCUUCACAUUCCAAGAGAUCCUAGAUGCGACCAACAAGUUUGACGAGAGCCUGCUUCUUGGUGUUGGUGGCUUUGGCAGGGUGUAUAAGGGAACGCUAGAGGAUGGAACUAGAGUGGCUGUCAAGAGAGGUAACCCAGGAUCCGAGCAAGGGCUUGCUGAAUUUCGAACUGAGAUCGAAAUGUUAUCUAAGCUCCGCCACCGCCAUCUUGUUUCUCUUAUUGGCUAUUGCGAUGAGCGCUCAGAAAUGAUUCUUGUGUAUGAAUAUAUGGCAAAUGGGCCACUCAGGAGCCAUCUGUAUGGAACGGAUCUACCUCCUCUUCCAUGGAAGCAGCGCCUAGAGAUCUGCAUUGGGGCUGCAAGGGGACUGCAUUAUCUCCACACAGGUGCAGCUCAAAGCAUUAUUCACAGAGAUGUCAAGACAACAAACAUUCUAUUGGAUGAGAAUUUCGUUGCUAAGGUUGCUGACUUCGGCCUCUCGAAGACGGGGCCCGCACUGGAUCAGACUCAUGUCAGCACUGCAGUUAAGGGCAGUUUUGGUUACCUGGACCCCGAGUACUUCAGAAGGCAGCAGCUAACUGAGAAAUCUGAUGUGUAUUCCUUUGGAGUUGUUUUAAUGGAAGUUCUCUGCACUAGACCUGCUUUGAACCCAGUACUUCCAAGGGAGCAAGUGAAUAUUGCAGAGUGGGCGAUGAGCUGGCAAAAGAAGGGUAUGUUGGAUCAAAUUAUGGACUCGAAUCUUGUGGGGAAGGUUAACCCAGCAUCUCUCAAGAAGUUUGGAGAGACAGCUGAGAAAUGCCUGGCUGAGCAUGGAGUUGAUAGGCCGUCAAUGGGGGAUGUGCUGUGGAAUCUCGAAUAUGCCCUCCAGCUCGAGGAAACAUCCUCGGCUCUGAUGGAACCGGAAGAUAACAGCACAAACCAUAUUCCGGGCAUUCAGCUGACGCCACUGGAGCCCUUCGAUAACAGCACGAGCAUGAUAGAUGGCGGAACUGAUGAUGAUGCUGAGGAUGCUGCCACAAGUGCUGUGUUCUCUCAGCUGGUAAAUCCUCGUGGAAGAUGAGAAGAAACCUCCUGAAUCAAAGGAUGGAGGUUUUCAUUUUCGUUUCUUCUUCCUCGUCAUUUUUCUCCUGUUCUUUGGCUGAUUAUCUCAUGGAGUUUGUGUAGACUAGAGCUAGGUGCUGAUCGAAUUAUGGAAUGUUUUAUAAGUGCAACUUCAAGAUUCUAUUGUUCUUGUGAUUCUCAAUUUGUCUGGGUAUUGGAUGCCCAUGUUCUUGUUAGCGAUAAGAAAAGGUAAUGAUUUGGUUGGAUUUAUACACUUUCAUUUACAGAACAAGUACAAGGAAUAAAGACAGUCUGAAAUGAUUCCUCUUC
Molecule: messenger RNA, 3360 nt
Organism: Syzygium oleosum
Lineage: Eukaryota; Viridiplantae; Streptophyta; Magnoliopsida; Myrtales; Myrtaceae
Product: receptor-like protein kinase THESEUS 1
Exons: 2
Coding region: 530-3049 (839 amino acids)
Biological process (GO): protein autophosphorylation
Cellular component (GO): plasma membrane; plasmodesma
Molecular function (GO): transmembrane receptor protein tyrosine kinase activity; ATP binding
Source: RefSeq, a predicted model, not a curated record